Molecule: messenger RNA, 1077 nt
Organism: Sporothrix brasiliensis 5110
Lineage: Eukaryota; Fungi; Ascomycota; Sordariomycetes; Ophiostomatales; Ophiostomataceae
Exons: 1
Coding region: 1-1077 (358 amino acids)
Biological process (GO): endoplasmic reticulum to Golgi vesicle-mediated transport; vesicle fusion with Golgi apparatus
Cellular component (GO): trans-Golgi network
Source: RefSeq, a predicted model, not a curated record
AUGGCACAAUACUACGGCAGCGGCAACCCUGCCUACGGGCCCGCGUCUGCGCAAAACCUCCAGUUCUACCCAUCCACCUACUCACCAGGCGUCCCCGGCCAACCCACAGCCGGACACGGCGGUGCCUAUGGCUACGGCGGCUCAGGUGGCGUGGCCUCGGCCUACGGCGGCGCAAUAGGCAGCGGCGGGGUGGGUGGCGGACCGGGCGUGGGCGGUGUGUCGGGCCGCAUGGGCGAGCAGGGCGGCCUGCGCACGGGCUGGCUGGCCGCGUUCUCGACCGAGGGCUACGACGGCGAGCCGCCGCUGCUCGAGGAGCUCGGCGUCAAUUUCGGGCACAUCCAGGCCAAGACCCUGGCCGUGCUCAACCCCUUCCAGCGCAUCGACCAGCACCUGAUGGACGACUACGACCUGGCCGGCCCCAUCAUUUUUUUCUUGCUCUUCGGCACCUUCCUCUUGUUUUCCGGCAAGGUCCAUUUUGGCUACAUUUACGGCCUGGCCCUGCUGGGCUCCAUCUCGCUGCACAUCAUCCUCUCGCUCAUGUCGCCGGACGGCCCACCGGGCGGCGGCCCCAACGGCGGCGGCGGCGGCAGCAGCAGCCUCGGCCCUUCCUACGCGCAGUCCCCGACCCCGGGCUACCCGGGCGACGCGUCUGUGGGCAGCAGCUCGGGCGUCGGCAUCAGCGGCAACAUCGCGCCGCCGUCGCCGUCCAAAGGCGGGCCGAGCGGCAAGCACGGCCGCAGCGGCAGCCUGAGCCAGCUGUCGAGCACCCUGACCUUUGUGCGCUCCGCCAGCGUCCUGGGCUACUGCUUGCUGCCAUUGGUGGCCACGAGCCUCAUCGGCAUCAUGAUGCCCAUGGACACGCCGCUGGGCAUUGUGCUCACGACGGCCGCCAUUUGCUGGUGCACGUACAGCGCGUCCGGCAUGUUCUGCGCCGUGGGCCGGAUGCGGGGGAUGCGGGCGCUGGUGGCGUACCCGCUGGCGCUGUUCUAUGUCGGCUUCGGUAUCAUGGGCGUGUUCAGCAGCCGCGGCAGCGGGUCCAUGGCCAAGGUCAUUGCCUCGCGGACGGGACGCCUGUAA